This is a messenger RNA of Aspergillus affinis, 3585 nucleotides long. RefSeq lists its product as uncharacterized. Gene Ontology annotation, molecular function: glucan 1,4-alpha-glucosidase activity; N-acetylglucosamine-6-sulfatase activity; starch binding. The record is from RefSeq and is a predicted model, not a curated record. The coding region runs from base 1 to 3585 and encodes 1194 amino acids. Gene Ontology annotation, biological process: polysaccharide metabolic process. The transcript is spliced from 11 exons. Lineage: Eukaryota; Fungi; Ascomycota; Eurotiomycetes; Eurotiales; Aspergillaceae.
AUGAGAUCGCUAAGUUUACUACUGGCCUUCAUUUCCCCCUCCUUCGCUGUUCCAUCUCUCUACCCUCGUCAGUCCAGUCUCGACACAUGGCUCGAGCAGGAGCAAGGAAUCUCUCGCACCGCGAUCUUGAAUAAUAUCGGCGCCGACGGGGCCUGGGUGCCGGGUGCGCGCUCUGGUGUCGUGAUUGCGAGUCCGAGCCGGAGUAAUCCUGAUUACUUCUACACCUGGACUCGCGACUCUGGUCUGGUCCUCAAAACCCUGAUCGACCUGUUCCGCGACGGUGACACGGCACUCCUGCCCACCAUCGAGCAGUAUGUCACCUCGCAGGCCCGCAUCCAGGGCGUGUCGAACCCGUCCGGGGAUUUAGCUAGCGGCGCGGGUCUCGGCGAGGCCAAGUUCAACGCCGACGAGAGCGCCUUCACUGGUGGAUGGGGUCGGCCGCAGCGAGACGGGCCGGCGCUGAGGGCUACAGCGCUGGUGGGCUUUGGGGAGUGGCUAGUUGACAACGGUUACACGGCCGUGGCAAAGGAUAUCGUCUGGCCGAUUGUACGGAAUGAUUUGUCGUAUGUGGCGCAGUAUUGGAACCAGACCGGGUUUGACCUCUGGGAAGAAGUGCAGGGAUCCUCCUUCUUUACCAUCGCCGUGUCGCAUCGCGCUCUCGUCGAAGGCAGUGCCUUCGCCAAAAGCGUCGGCGCGUCGUGCUCAUACUGCGACUCGCAGGCUCCCCAGAUCCGAUGCUACCUGCAAUCCUUCUGGUCGGGAUCAGGCAAGUACAUUCUCGCGAACUUCGGCGGCGGACGAACCGGCAAAGACGCCAACACGUUGCUGGGUAGCAUUCACACCUUCGACCCGGCCGCGGCGUGCGACGACGUGACCUUCCAGCCGUGCUCGUCGCGCGCUCUGGCGAACCACAAGGCCGUGGUGGAUUCGUUCCGGUCUAUCUAUGCCAUCAACUCGGGUCGUAAGGCCAACGAGGCUGUCGCCGUGGGUCGCUACGCCGAAGACGUCUACUACGGGGGAAAUCCGUGGUUCCUGACGACGCUGGCCGCGGCGGAGCAGCUGUACGAUGCGCUCUAUCAGUGGGAUAAGUUAGGCCAGUUGAGCAUCACCGACGUGUCGUUGCCGUUCUUUCAGGCGUUGGACAGUUCGGCCAGCGUGGGAAGUUAUACAUCUUCGAGCGCGACGUAUACGAGCUUGGUUAAUGCCGUCAAGACUUACGCGGACGGGUUCGUGAGUGUCGCGCAAACCUAUGCCGCUUCCAACGGGUCCAUGGCCGAACAGAUCACCCGAGCAGACGGCAAGCAGACGUCGGCACGCGAUCUCACCUGGUCAUACGCCGCUCUGCUAACGGCCAACCGUCGUCGCAGCGCCGUGGUGCCGCCAUCCUGGGGCGAGACCGCGGCGACAUCCCUGCCGACCAAGUGCACCGCCACCUCCGCAACGGGGACGUACUCCAGCGUCGCCGUCACCAGCUGGCCGGCUAUCGGGGAUACCCCGGGCACGUCGGUCCCCUGCACCUCGUCCACGGCGGUGGCCGUCACGUUCGAGGUGACGGCCACGACGGUCUAUGGCCAGGACAUCAAGGUGGUCGGCUCGAUCGCAGAGCUGGGAUCCUGGAGCCCGUCAAGUGCGAUCGCAUUGAGCGCGGACCGCUACACGAGCAGCAACCCGCUGUGGUACGGCACGGUCAACGUGCCGGUGCACAAAACGUUCGAGUACAAGUAUAUUCGCGUGCAGAAUGGCGCGGUGACAUGGGAGAGCGAGCCGAAUCGCAGCCUUAGCGUGGCCGGUGGCUGCGGAGAACAGUUGCUAUGGCAUCAUCCCGUCGACUUCACGCGCCAUCUGCCAAUUCCUGUCCAUUUCUGCAUCAUGAAGAUCACUGCAUUGGCCGCACUCUCCGGCCUGGCCGUCUCACAAGCCACCUCCCAGCAAACCCUGGGGAAGGGCAAACCGCCCAACUUCCUCUUCGUGUUGACGGACGACCAGGAUCUGCAGCUUAAUUCGCCCGCCUACACGCCGAGUAUUCUGCAUCGCAUCAAGGAGAAGGGCAUUGACUUUACGAAUCAUUUCGUGACAACGGCGCUGUGCUGUCCGUCGCGCGUGAGUCUGUGGACGGGGCGACAGGCGCAUAACACGAAUGUCACGGACGUGAGUCCACCAUGGGGCGGAUACCCGAAAUUCGUCUCGCAAGGGUUCAACGACGAGUGGUUCCCCGUCUGGCUGCAACAGGCCGGCUAUAACACCUUCUACACGGGCAAGCUGUUCAACGCGCACAGCGUCACCAGCUAUAACGAUCCCUUCGUCAAGGGCUUCAACGGCUCCGACUUCCUGCUCGAUCCCUUCACCUACUCCUACUACAACUCGACCUACCAGCGGAACCACGAGCCGCCGCGCAGCUACGAGGGCCAGUACACGACGGACGUGAUCACCGAGAAGGCGCUGGGGUUCCUGGAUGACGCUCUGGAGGGCGAUCGGCCGUUCUUCCUGACGGUGUCGCCCAUCGCGCCGCACUCGAACAUUGAUAAGCUGGGGGCGUCCAGUCCGACGAUCAUGGGCGAGCCGGUUUCGGCGCCGCGACAUGCGCAUCUGUUUGCCGAUGCGAAGGUGCCUCGCACGCCGAGCUUUAACCCUACUAACUACACCGGACCCAGCUGGCUGCGAAACCUCCCUCUCAAGAACCAGACCGUGAUCGACUACGAAGACCAUUAUUACCGCCAGCGACUGCGAUCGCUCCAGAGCGUCGACGAGCUCGUGGAUCAGCUCCUUGACCGACUGGAAAAGAGCGACGAGAUCGACAACACGUACAUCAUCUACUCGUCGGACAACGGCUUCCACAUCGGCCAGCACCGUCUGCCGCCAGGCAAGACGACGGGAUUUGAAGAGGACAUCCGCGUGCCGUUCUAUAUCCGCGGACCGGGCAUCCCGGAAGGCCAGACGGAGGACAGCGUGUCGACGCAUAUCGAUCUGGUGCCGACCUUCUUCGAGUUGGCGGGGAUUCCGUUGCGCAAGGACUUUGAUGGCACGCCGAUGCCUUUGAAGAAGACUGCGUCGGCUUCGGUGGCGCAUGAGCAUGUCACGGUGGAGUAUUGGGGAAGGGGAGUCAUUGAGGGUGACUAUGCCACCAUUGGCCCCGGCGGUUCAACCAACACGCCCAACAACACCUACAAGUCGGCUCGCAUUAUUGGGGAGGAUUACAACCUCUACUACUCGGUCUGGUGUACCAACGAGCACGAACUCUACGAUCUCUCGACGGACCCUUACCAACUACACAACCUCUACACGACCAAGAAUGGCACGUCCCUUCUCUCGCGCCCUCUCCCUGCCCUGAUCAACCGACUCGACGCUCUCCUUCUCGUACUCAAGUCCUGCCAGGGCGCCACCUGCAUCAAGCCGUGGGAGGUUCUGCAUCCGGACGGAGCGGUGCAGAGUCUGCGUCAGGCGCUGGACGCCCGAUACGAUGCCUUCUACCGUCAGCAGCCGAAGGUGACAUACGAGACGUGUCUGGACGGAUAUCUGGUUGGAAACGAAGGUGCUCAGGUGGGCUUGGAGUUUCGGGAUGGGUUGAGCUGGGACGCGUGGGCUUGA